This is a messenger RNA of Colletotrichum orchidophilum, 357 nucleotides long. RefSeq lists its product as uncharacterized. The coding region runs from base 1 to 357 and encodes 118 amino acids. NCBI's taxonomy places the organism in Eukaryota, Fungi, Ascomycota, Sordariomycetes, Glomerellales, Glomerellaceae. The transcript has 3 exons. The record is from RefSeq and is a predicted model, not a curated record.
AUGGAGGCAGAAAUGGCUGAUGAGACCCCUGCCCAUGAGGAAAUGAAGCUUACUGAAGCUACUUUCGACGUGAAGACAGCCCCCGGUUACAUGGAAAACACCUAUGUUGGUCACCACUCUUGGCUUGCAUCAUGGUUCCCGUACAAUCCCGAACACAUCACGAUCUACUUGGGCUCGGGCGCGGAUGACAUUCGCUGUUCCAUCCCUGAACCCAUCAUUGUCGAGAGUUUCUCCUAUCUCGCCGCCUGUUGCAAGGCACCCAUAUCUCGGGAGGGGCAUGAGACUGGUCGAGUGUUCGAAAUCAACCGUGAUGAAGCUAACGCCUUUGGUCUCAUCAUGAGCUUUCUCAUGACGUGA